Messenger RNA from Brassica oleracea var. oleracea, 509 nucleotides. Its product is annotated as reticulon-like protein B6. The record is from RefSeq and is a predicted model, not a curated record. NCBI's taxonomy places the organism in Eukaryota, Viridiplantae, Streptophyta, Magnoliopsida, Brassicales, Brassicaceae. Bases 92 to 340 code for a protein of 82 amino acids. The transcript is spliced from 3 exons.
UUUUGAUUGCUUCUGCACUGAGAAACGAGCUGAACAAGGCCUUUGUUACCUUAAGGAGCAUUGCGUAAGGAAGGUCUUGAAGAAUUUUCUGAUGGUGGUUGUUGGGCUGUGGAUAAUCUUGGUUCUGGGAAAACUGGUUCAACUUCUUGACCGUUGUAUACAUCUGUUUUGUAUUGUUGCAGUCUUGCAGACGGUACCGAUGCUGUAUGAGAAACAUGAGAAUAAGGUAGAUCCAGUGGCAGAGAAGACGUUGAAGGAGCUGAAGAAACAUUACAUGAUUUUCGAUGAUAAGGUUCUUUCUAAGAUCCCUCUUGCUUCCGUGAAAGCAAAGUUGGGUUAGAGAAUUCAUAAUGAAGUAACCUCUCUUUCUGUCUUUCCCCUUGACGUUUUGCUCUGUGUCUUGCGGCAUUUCUGUCUCGUCGCUGCGUUGCGUUUUAAAACAGAUCUCUCAAUAGCAGUUGUUACUAAAGGGCUAUGAAUCGUAGUCUAAUCUCAUUUGACUUGGAACA